This is a messenger RNA of Penaeus vannamei (Pacific white shrimp), 850 nucleotides long. NCBI's taxonomy places the organism in Eukaryota, Metazoa, Arthropoda, Malacostraca, Decapoda, Penaeidae. The record is from RefSeq and is a predicted model, not a curated record.
GUGGCUGUGCAGCUAGAGAAUGCAACUUCCAAUAUACAAGCAAGUGAUGCCGAUGUCCCUCUCAUUGAAGCUCGUUUUGAGGCAAGAGACGACCACAAUUACGGAAAUGAGAUACAUGCGCCUGCAUCUUUAGAUCAUGUAAUGUGGAGUGACGAUGCUGUAUUCUACCUGUGUGAGAGGGUAAGACACCACCACAAUGAACUUGCAAAAAAUGAUGGAAAUAAAUUUACAAUGAGGAACAUCUUAGAAGCCGUUUACAAGGAUAUGAGGGAAAGAAAUUACAACUUUACAAGUGCGCAGGUGGAGACUAAGUGGUACACUCUUAACACAGUUUACGUAAGAAACCUGAAGAAAAUGAUGAAAAAGGAAACAGUUAGAUGGAAGUUUUUUGAUGUUAUGAAUGAUCUCAUUCAUAUCACAUCAAAGUCAAAAUCUCAACAGAGUGCCAGGUCAUCCCAUAAACAGUCAAUUACGUGCGAAGAGUCUGUACCCGGCCCUCAUGGGAAGGACGUAGAAGAUCAGAGAAUUGCGGCUGAAGAUGAAAAGGUCCUUGGAAUUGAUAAACUGAUCGCAGCCAGAGAACAGUGUAUGUCAAGAGUGGACGAUCAAUUCACUCAAGCGCAUGAACUUGAGAAAGCAAGGUUCGAGAAUGAAAAGAUCGUAAGGGCUGAAGUGUCUCACCUCAGUAAGGAAGUUUCCGUGUUAAAGAAGAUAUGUGUUGAGCAGUUAAAAGUACAGAAGAAUACAGAAAAACUGAUUGAAAGGAUAGCUGUAGCUCUGGAAAGUUUUAUUGAGAAAAGUUCAAAAUCUGAAUGAGAGACAAUAAUAUGAUCAUAAUUUGGUCUAUAUU